AUGUUAAGGAGUAUUUUUAACCGGUCUUUGCUACGGCAGCCACAUUCUUUUACCAAGAGCAGAGCAUUACUCAUUAGCGCGCAUCGCGGGUAUGCAACAACGAAAGUUGAAAGAGGUAUAGAGUUAGAAACACAUACGGAUAUCCAAGGUGCUUCUGUAUCUGAAACUCAAGAGCAGAGUGGUAUAGCGGCUGGUUCGUCUUUGGAACCUGGAAACACAGUAUUGAAACAUGCUUAUCAGCAAAUUGAAGGGCAUGGUACAAGACCUAUAUAUCUUGAUAUGCAAGCUACGACUCCUACUGAUCCACGUGUUUUAGAUACUAUGCUAAAGUUCUUUACUGGGUUAUACGGUAAUCCUCAUUCUAAUACUCAUAGUUAUGGAUGGGAGACAAAUCAGCAAAUCGAAAUUGCCCGCCAAAAUGUGGCUAGUGUUAUAAAUGCAGACCCUAAGGAGAUCAUUUUCACCUCAGGUGCCACAGAAUCAAAUAAUAUGGCUCUAAAAGGUGUGUCAAGGUUUUAUAAGAAGUCUAAAAACCACAUUAUAACUACCCGUACUGAACACAAGUGUGUGUUAGAGGCCGCUCGGUCAAUGAAAAAAGAGGGAAUUGAAGUUACAUUUUUAGGCGUUGACAAUGAAGGUUUGAUCAAUUUGAAGGAAUUGGAGGAGGCCAUUACUCCUGAAACAUGCCUUGUCUCUGUUAUGGCUGUUAACAAUGAAAUUGGAGUUGUCCAGCCCAUCAAAGAAAUCGGUGAGAUUUGUAAGAAACAUAAGGUAUACUUCCAUACAGACGCUGCGCAGGCUUACGGAAAAAUCCCGAUCGAUGUUAAAGAUAUGCAUAUAGACUUAAUGUCUAUCUCAUCUCAUAAGGUAUAUGGUCCUAAGGGUAUUGGUGCUUUGUAUGUCAGAAGAAGACCCAGAGUUAGACUAGAACCAAUUCUUUCUGGUGGAGGUCAAGAACGUGGUCUACGUUCUGGCACCUUGGCCCCUGCUUUGGUAGCUGGCUUUGGUGAAGCUGCAAGAUUAAUGAAAGAAGAAUACGAUUACGAUUCUGCCCACAUUCGUUAUUUAUCUGAUAAGUUAAAGAAUGGUUUGCUUGCUGUUGAACAUACUACUUUGAAUGGAUCUGCAGAUCGCAGAUAUCCUGGUUGUAUAAACGUUUCGUUUGCUCAUAUCGAAGGUGAAUCUCUACUCAUGGCGUUACGUGACGUUGCAUUAAGUUCUGGUUCUGCCUGUACUUCAGCAUCUUUAGAGCCAUCAUAUGUGUUACACGCCCUUGGGAAAAACGAUGUUUUAGCUCACUCGUCUAUUAGAUUUGGUAUCGGUAGGUUCACUACUGAAGAUGAAGUUGACUAUGUUAUAAAAGCCAUUACAGAGCGCGUACAGUUUUUGCGUGAACUAUCGCCACUUUGGGAAAUGGUCAAGAGCGGUCUCGAUCUCGAUUCUGUUGAAUGGUCUGGCCAUUAA
Eremothecium sinecaudum is the source of this 1464-nucleotide messenger RNA. RefSeq names its product cysteine desulfurase (gene NFS1). The record is from RefSeq and is a predicted model, not a curated record. Bases 1 to 1464 code for a protein of 487 amino acids. Gene Ontology annotation, cellular component: nucleus; cytosol; mitochondrion. Lineage: Eukaryota; Fungi; Ascomycota; Saccharomycetes; Saccharomycetales; Saccharomycetaceae. Gene Ontology annotation, biological process: [2Fe-2S] cluster assembly. The transcript has a single exon. Gene Ontology annotation, molecular function: pyridoxal phosphate binding; cysteine desulfurase activity.